Messenger RNA from Mustela lutreola (European mink), 849 nucleotides. RefSeq lists its product as uncharacterized. Lineage: Eukaryota; Metazoa; Chordata; Mammalia; Carnivora; Mustelidae. The transcript has a single exon. The record is from RefSeq and is a predicted model, not a curated record. Bases 1 to 849 code for a protein of 282 amino acids.
AUGCCACCUCCGCACACUGCGUGGCCGCUCCAAGUCUCCAGACGCCCCAGGAGCUCCAAGGACCACGCGCGAGGAAGCGCCGUACCAAGUGGGCACGCCACCAGACACCAUGCGACUGGAGAACCCAGAGCACACAGCCUCCCACAGGCGGGGUUGCCAGUCCGCCACAGGAAUCCUGCCCUUUUUCUAGAAAAGCCCCCUACCCCCACUUUCCCUCCGAAGCACUCACCUGCGUCUGGGCGCAGCUCUCCCGGCGCUACACGCGGCCGUACCGGGGCACGUCCAGGCCUGAGCACGCUGCCUGGUGCGACUGGCCCCGCUCGGCUCCCGCCGCCCCCAACCAGCUUGUGCCCACAGGAGGGGCGGUGCCACCUCCCGAGAAGCCCAAUUCCCUCUACUCCCGCCGCAAGGGGCCGAGCUCUAGGAACUUCGCGUGCACAACCUCCGCCACCCCCACCGGCGUUCCCGCCCGAGGCCGGUCUAGGGCUCCCACCUAGCGGAGGCCGGACUCCGCUCGGCGCCGCGGCGCCGCGCACAGCCCUUAGCUUCGGCGUCCAAAACAGACCCGAGGCCAGGCGCCGCGUGCCCGCCUUCCCCGCCCCCACUCCCACACCCCCCGCACUUGCCUGCUACGACUCGGAGCUGCAGCUACUACGGCUCGCGCCGCCAGCCGUCAGCACAGCCGCGGAGGAGUCGCUCCGGGCGGGCUCCGCGGAGAGGCGGUGGCGGCGGCGGCGUCCCCAGUCCUGGCGGAGGCGGGAAGGCGGACUGGAACCCGGUGAAACCCCCGCCCUACCCGCGUCGCGCCGGCGACCGGCCUCCUCACCCGGCCGGCAGCUGCCUCAGUGA